Messenger RNA from Beta vulgaris subsp. vulgaris (sugar beet), 2072 nucleotides. RefSeq lists its product as uncharacterized. The record is from RefSeq and is a predicted model, not a curated record. The transcript has 2 exons. NCBI's taxonomy places the organism in Eukaryota, Viridiplantae, Streptophyta, Magnoliopsida, Caryophyllales, Amaranthaceae. The coding region runs from base 468 to 1259 and encodes 263 amino acids.
AACACCUUCAUGCGUGUCUUUUUCCAUUAGUAAUGUUUGAUUUUAUUUUUAAACAAAGUGAAGUAAUGAAGAAUACUUAAUCAAAUACUCACUUGUUUAGGUGAUUUGGGAAUUACAUUUAUGAUAUUAUCAAAUUGUGAUAAGAGUUGACUUUUAGGAAGUUUAAAGUUUGGGUCUUAGCUUGUGUUGUAGUUUCCAGUAGGUUAUUGUGUAUAAGAAUUGAAUUUGUGAAGCUGAAAAACAAACUCUUUUUCCCCUUUAUCCAUUAUGUUUUGAAAAUUACACACCUUACAAGGAAGUAAACUACUAUUAGAAACUAAUAUUUGCCUAAUUGAGUAUUGAGAAGGAUAAUUGAUUAAGAAUAUAAUUUUUUUCUUGUUAAUUUUUCCUUACUAGCUUUCGAGUAUAAGACCUCUUAUUUCUUUGCAAUAAUUUGUAAUUUUUUAGUGUGUAUUUUGUAAACAGAUAUGGCUCGCAUGCCACGAAAUAAACAGAAGAAGAUUGCAACGACAUGUAUUAUCAUUUAUAGGCAAAUGGUGGUUAUGGUUAUGGCGAUAAUAGUCGAUCUCAUAUAUUUACUUUCUAUCCUAAAUAUCAAAGUGCCUAAGCCUAUAACUUAUAUAUUUGAUAAUUCUCUUGAAGAAAGGUGCUAUGCUAGAAUUUUAAAUCUUAGGCCAAUUAUCCAAGGGAGUGAUGUAGCAUGUUUAGAUAACCUUAGAAUGGAUAGAGCUUGCUUUUAUAAGUUAUGUGAGAUGCUGAGGGAUGUUGGUGGAUUGCAAGGAAAUAGGAACACUAGCUUGGAAGAAAUAGUUGCAUUAUUUCUUUUCACUCUUUCUCAUGAUACAAAAAAUCGAAGAACUCAAUUAUACUUUAGAAGAAGUGGAGAAACGAUUUCAAGACACUUUAACUUAGUCUUGAAAGUUGUGCUUAGAUGCCACCAUAUUUUAUUUAAGAAACCUGAGGCGGUGACAGAAAAUUGUCAGGAUGAGAGGUGGAAGUGGUUUAAGAAUUGCUUAGGGGCAUUGGACGGAACACAUAUUAAGGUUCGUGCUGGUGAUAAAGACAAAGUUAGAUUCAGAAAUAGGAAAGGAGAACUCACCACCAAUGUCUUAGGAGUGUGUACUCGUGAUAUGCAAUUUGUUUAUGUAUUGCCUGGUUGGGAGGGUUCAGCACAUGACAAUAGAGUUCUUCGUGAUGCGUUGUCGAGAAGAAAUCCUUUAAAAGUCCCUCAAGGUAAUAGGAAAUUUGCAUUUUUUUAAUACAUUUUGUCAAGAAAAGCUAAUGAAAGAAAAUUAUUAAAAGUUUUAUUGGUUGUUUUUAGGUUACUACUAUUUAUGUGAUGCUGGAUAUAUGAACUGUGAGGGAUUUUUAACACCAUUUAGAGGUCAAAGAUACCAUUUGAGUGUUUGGAAAAGUGGGGAACAUCCAGUAUCCGCUGAAGAAUAUUUUAAUAUGAAGCAUUCACAAGCGCGGAAUGUCAUAGAGAGAUGUUUUGGAUUGCUUAAGAUGAGGUGGGGUAUACUAAGAAACACAACUUGGUACCGUCGAAAGGCCGUCAGUAGAAUUAUUUUGGCAUGUGCUUUGAUGCAUAAUUUCAUUCGAACAUAUAUGACCAUAGAUCCUAUGGAGUCUUUAAUUGGAGAUGACGUACAAGAAGAUAUCAGUGAAAACAAUAUUGAGGUUAUGGAGACUAGUACUGAAUGGAAUGUCUUUAGGCAGAAUCUGGCAACUGAAAUGUAUGCAACAUGGUUGAACUCAAGACCUUCUUAAAGAUUUUUGUGAUUAGUAAUUACUUCUUGUAUUUGGUUUUUGCUUUUAGUUGUAACUUGUAAUUAAGGAGAAUUGCAAAUCAAAAUUAAUCUACUUUGUAUGUUACGUGUGUUGUACUUUUGGAUAUUAGUACAAUAUCUACUUCAUAUUUCAAUGAAUUUGGCAUCUUACAAUGCAUUUCAAAGUGUAUAUACUUAAAGGAUGUGUGCUCAUUUUUUUUGAACUUAAAGUUAUUGUUAUAUAGCUGAAUUUAUACCUAUGUCUUCUAUAUCAUAUUAUUUUUGUGUUGUAGAGAUGAGUCA